UGCUCCACAACACAUUCCAUGCGCACACACAGUCACACACACACCACGUGAAGAUAUCAGUAUCAUUCAAAUCGAACUAACUUCGAAUCCUAUUUAAUUUUGAAGAGGAAUUAAGAAAUGGAUCUUUUUGAAAUUGACACUGAGGGAAGCGAAUUCUCACAAAACGAGGACAGACUGGUCAUCGACACCAGCUUUGAAGCGUCAGAGAAUGGCGAAGUUGAUCAAGAUGAUCAAAACAAAGGUGAUGACAGUACUUCAGAGGUUGUCAGGCAUGAUGAUGGCGACGACGAUUCAUCCGAUGAAGAAGAGUCGGUAAAAGUUGGAAGUAGACUGAAACUUUUUUCUGAAGGAGCUAAGAAUACAGCUAAAGCUAGUCAUAAGAAAAAUGACUUCUGUGAUGGGUACCUCAACUUUGAUAUGGACGCCUUUGGUGAGUCAAGCGCCACUGUUACCCUUCAAAAGGAAAGACUGAAUGCCGUGGACGAGCUUCUUGCUACUAAGAGCAUAGCACACCAGCCUGGCUUCAAUCAGCUGCACUGUCUGCCACAUAGCGACCUUUCAAAGAAGAAGGCUCGUCAGUUGCGAAAGAUCGAGCGAGAAAAAACAAAAGGUGACCAGUGGUUCAACAUGCCAGCGACUGAGGUCACCGAGGAAGUCAGGCGAGACUUGGAAGUGCUGCAAAUGCGCUCUGUGUUGGAUCCCAAGACUUUUUACAAGAAGAACGACCUUAAAGUUCUUCCUAAAUACUUCCAGGUUGGCCGCAUUGUCGAUAAUGCAGCUGAUUUCUAUCACUCUCGCAUUCCAAAGAAAGAGCGAAAGAGAACCAUGGUCGAUGAGUUGCUAGCUGAUGCCGAAUUCCAACACAAAAGCAAACAAAAAUACAAGGAAAUCGUGGCAGAGAAGCAACAGUAUAACUCAAGGGCUCACAAACAUUCAAAGCGUUUAAAGAGGAAGAAGUGAUGGAAGUAAUAAAGACAAGUUUCCUAUUUAUUUAACACUGAAA
Molecule: messenger RNA, 1003 nt
Organism: Cloeon dipterum
Lineage: Eukaryota; Metazoa; Arthropoda; Insecta; Ephemeroptera; Baetidae
Product: deoxynucleotidyltransferase terminal-interacting protein 2
Exons: 6
Coding region: 118-960 (280 amino acids)
Biological process (GO): RNA processing
Cellular component (GO): nucleolus
Molecular function (GO): RNA binding
Source: RefSeq, a predicted model, not a curated record